This is a messenger RNA of Acipenser ruthenus (sterlet), 4848 nucleotides long. Its product is annotated as glycerophosphodiester phosphodiesterase domain-containing protein 5-like. Gene Ontology annotation, biological process: lipid metabolic process; positive regulation of neuron differentiation. The record is from RefSeq and is a predicted model, not a curated record. The coding region runs from base 487 to 2337 and encodes 616 amino acids. The transcript has 17 exons. Gene Ontology annotation, molecular function: glycerophosphodiester phosphodiesterase activity. Gene Ontology annotation, cellular component: plasma membrane. Lineage: Eukaryota; Metazoa; Chordata; Actinopteri; Acipenseriformes; Acipenseridae.
GGUGUGGCAUUGAAAGCCAUGGCUCCUCCCGCAUUGGAUCUCGAAGCACGGCUAUUCCUCGUCUCUCCUUCUAGUACUACUCCGUGUAACCUCAUCAGGAAACAACAGAUCCGUCCGUACUGGAAAUACUGAAGUAACAUUAAACCACAAGCAUUUAGACUUAUAUUCUGGAUACAUAUCAUUGUUUAACGCACCACUGGGUCUUUUGAAGAUGUACUGCUCUAUCUAAGGCUGGCACCUCUUAUUUCCGAAUCACAAUUCCGGUUUUAUUGUGUUGCCUUUCCUAGUAAUAGUACAAGUAAGUAGGAAUUUAAGCGACUCAAGGUGACUGACCUCAGCGAGGGUCUCUGUGCUGAACAGACUUCGCAAAGGAAACCGAUCUGGGAAUUCAAAGGAUUAAGAUAUUCUGCAUCAAAACCACUUCAAAUCCGGAUCAUACAGAAGGGCUCUCCUCAUGCUCUGCGGAUCUGAAGGGAUUGAAGGAGCAUGGUAAAGCACCAGCCCUUGCAGGUCUAUGAGCGGCAGCUCUGCUUAUCGUGCCUCACAGGAAUCUAUGGUUGCCGUUGGAAACGGUACCAGCGGUCACAUGAUGACACGACAAAGUGGGAGCGCUUGUGGUUCCUGGUUCUCUGUUCCACCUUUUUCCUGAUCCUUUUCUGGUUGUAUUUCUGGUGGGAGGUCCACAAUGACUACAAUGAGUUUAACUGGUUUUUAUAUAACAGGACAGGCUAUUGGAGUGACUGGUCAAUUCCAAUACUCGUCACGACCGCGGCUGGCUUUUCCUACGUUGCUUUUUUACUGAUUCUAGCACUGUGUCACACCGCGGUGGGACAGCAGAUGAACCUGCACUGGCUGCACAAGUUUGCAGUGACAGUAGUCCUGGUAGUUACUGUGAUAUCAAUGAUCUCUAUGGAGCAGCUCUGGGGAGAGGAAUGGGACAUUCUGCUUCUCUCAUUCCAGGCUACAGGUCCAUUCUUGCACUUAGGAGCUGUAGCAGCCAUUACCUUGCUGGCCUGGCUUGUAGCUGGGCAGUUUGCACGAGCAGAAAAAAGCUGUUUCCAGGCUGUUUUACUCCUCACAUAUCUGACAGUUUUAACAGCACUUUACCUGGUCCCUCUGUCGAUCACCUCACCAUGUUUAAUGGAGAAGAACAACCUGGGACCAAAGCCAGCCAUCAUCGGCCAUCAGGGAGCCCCAAUGCUGGCUCCAGAAAACACUCUGAUGUCAUUCCAAGAGGCUAUAGAACAGAAGGCCAGUGGGCUUUACGCUGACGUCAAAAUCAGCCACGAUGGAGUCCCCUUCCUAAUGCAUGACAACACUCUGCGCAGGACGACGGACGUGGAGAAGCUGUUUCCAGAGAGAGUGGGUCAGGACUCCUCCAUGUUCAACUGGACUGAUCUGCAGGCACUCAACGCAGGGCAGUGGUUCCUCAAGGAUGACCCGUUCUGGACCGCAUCGUCGCUCUCGGAGGCGGAUUGGGCCCUCGCUGGAAACCAGUCUGUUUGCACCCUGAAUGAAGUACUGCAGCUGGCAAAGAAUAGCAGCAAAUCCAUCCUGUUCAAUGUGAGGAGGCCUCCCCCGGAGCACCCGCACCGAGAGAGCUGGAUCAACGUGACCCUGCACACAGUGCUGCAGUCUGGAAUCCAGCAGCAACACGUCAUGUGGACUCCUGACACAGACAGGCAGCUGGUGAGGCAGAUGGCUCCGGGGUUCCAGCAGACCUCUGCUGUCAAAAAGAGUGUGAAGAUACUUCAGGAGGAAGGCAUAGUCAGACUGAAUCUGAGGUACAACCAAGUCAGCACCCAGGAAAUCAGGGGCUCCAGAGAAGGGAACGUGAGCCUCACCCUGUUCACAGUGAGCGAGCCGUGGCUGUACUCUGUGCUGUGGUGCAGUGGAGUUCAGUCUGUCACCUCCGACGCGCCACACAUCCUCAGGAAGCUGCCUUAUCCCAUCUGGCUCAUGCCUCCAGAGGAAUACAAGCUGCUCUGGAUCGCAGCGGAUGUCAUUUCUUUUAUUGUAAUAAUAGGAGUUUUUGUGCUGCAGAACUAUCACAUGAUCAGAUGGCGUCUGGGAAGCAUAAGGAGCUACAAUCCCGAGCAGAUCAUGCUGAGCGCUGCGGUGCGCAGGUCCAGCCGAGAUGUGAACAUCAUGAAGGAGAAGCUCAUCUUUUCAGAAAUGAAUAACGGUCUUGGCAGUGCAGAGGAGCUGUCCCUGUGCUCUGAGAACGGGUAUGAGGGCUACACUAACGAAGCAAUCACUCCCAGAGACCAGCAGCACCAUGCCAGGAUGCAACCCAACUACGCACAGAAAACACCUUGCAUCCUGCAGGAUCACUAACCAAUGGGAUUGUGUUUCUUUCCACUCAACUACUGCCUCUUCUGACACGUUAUUGCUGAUUUGUUGAAGAUGUGUUUUGUAACAGGACAGUCAGACAGUAUCCUUGUAGUUUGGGUUUGUAGAACCUGCAGUGAUCGGGGGAAAAACAGGCUGAGAAAAGAUGUGCUGGCAGCAUCGAAACACAAACUGUGAGGGUCUGUUUGUUGCUGUUUUCAAGUCCUUGGCAAAUGAGUGACUUGAUGUAAAAAGUUUUGAUGUGGUUUGACAAUAAAGAUACAGUUUAUUCAGAAGAUAUAUAAUAUACCGUAGUAGCCAAGUAACCUUUUAGACCCUGUCCACACUACAUACCCGACCUGGAGAACAGCACUCUAAACCGUUCUCAAUAAUCCAGCUCAAAGCCUCCACACUGAAGAACUGUUUCAUGUUUAGACCCUGUCCACACUACAUACCCAAUCUGGAUAACGGCAUUCCAAACCGUUCUCAUUAAUCCAGCUCAAAGCCUCCACAUUAAAGAACAGUUUCAUGUUUAGACCCUGUCCACACUAUUAUUAUUAUUAUUUAUUUCUUAGCAGACGCCCUUAUCCAGGGCGACUUACAAUUGUUACAAGAUAUCACAUUAUUUUUACAUACAAUUACCCAUUUAUACAGUUGGGUUUUUACUGGAGCAAUCUAGAUAAAGUACCUUGCUCAAGGGUACAGCAGCAGUGUCCCCACCGGGGAUUGAACCCACGACCCUCCGGUCAAGAGUCCAGAGCCCUAACCACUACUCCACACUGCUGCCCUCCUACACACUACAUACCCGACCUGGAGAAAGGCACUCCAAACCGUUCUCAUUAAUCCAGCUCAAAGCCUCCACACUGAAGAACCGUUUCAUGUUUAGACGGGCGUAAUGCCCGCACACACUAUUACAAUAGUAUGUUUACAGUUCCUAGCAGCGCAGUGCUGCAGUGAAUCCUAGCAGUGGAAAUGAAUACGAUAGUAUCCCACCAUGCACUGUAUUUUAUUUUAAAAUAAUGUGUUAUGCUUCAUAUUAAUGGAGGUGCAUAUUGCUAAAAAGAAAUUUUGGAAAAAUACACACGCACACGCACAUACACACGCACACUGACGCACGCACACACACGUAGGGCUUGAAGUUUUCAGGUUUUAUUUUUAAUCAGGUGACAUCCCUUUAAAACAAACUGAGCUGAUUCUGUUUUCAUAAUUAAACUCAGAAAAAAGCUGUUAAUUACAAGACAAUCUUUGUUUUUACCUUCAUAUCACCUGAGCCUAAUUCUGGAUUUCACCAAACAUACCACAAAGCAUUCUGGGAUAUUGGAGGAUACACAAAAAAUGUAGUUGGGUAUUAGUGUCCACACUUCUAAUAAACCGCACUACCGAUGCGAUCUAAUUAGAACCGGACUCGAGACUACCCGCGGUGGGCUGCAGUCCGGUUUUCGGGUACGGUAUUAAACGCUGCGGAGUGUGGACGCUAACCGUAUUUAGCACUUUUAACCCGGUUUAAAGGUAUGGUGUGGACAGGGCCUUAGUUAUUUAUGUGUGUAGAUAUGGACGUAUGUACGUGUGUAUUUAUUGUGAGAAUAGUUAGAAAAUGUGGACUCAGUAGGUGAUGUGGCACAUGAGUGUAGUGAUCCCCCAGAAGGAGCUGAAUCCAUUUACACAGUAUUGAGAGGAGAGGGAACAAUAUAAUGAAACUUCAAGAUCUCUACAGUGUACAUCCCAGUGUGUUCCCAGUCACCCAGCUGUGUUUGAAAUGUGAACCGUGGCUUUGAUUCUUUACUUCCAGGAGUGGAUCCACAGGAAUAUGUAUUCUUCAUGAAGUGAAAGUGUUGAUAUGCUUUGCUGGGAUUUGAAUUGUGUGUGUGUGUGUGUGUGUAUCUCAAUCAAACCUGCUUAUUCUUACCUUUUGAAUACGACACACAGGUUGUGUGACAAGUCUGUUUGAGUCUCUGGUCCGGUUCAUUCUUAUUGUGUAUCAAUCCGCUUGACCAGUUUACAGGGGAAAGGGAACCGUUCUGAGGAGCUGUCCCGUUCAUAACUGUGGACUGAACCACAGGUCAGUCUGUGAGGAGCUGUCCCGUUCAUAACUGUGGACUGAACCACGGGUCAGUCUGUGAGGAUUUCAAGCCAUCAAUACAGUUCAAAGGGUUAAAUUCACAUCAAACAAGACAAUCAGGUUUCUGCGAUCUGGUGUCUGAACGGGUUCAACUGGAAACCAAACAGAGAGAGAGACGACGUGAAGAGAACAGCAUGCUCUGAAUUCAAGGACAGGUUUAUAUGGAGCGGAGUGGGUGGAAUGUUAGUCGUCAUGUUAUGUACCUUUGUAUAUCUCAGCAAAAUGAAUUACAGUCAGCAAAUAGCUGCCACUUACAGAAUGACUGGCUGUUAUUUACAAGUAUUUCCUCCAAUUACAUGUUCUGUGCUGUUUCUUUGGGACAUUCUUGUUUUUUUUUUGUUUGUAUUUGUAUGCUUUUUUGUGAUACCAAUCUGUGCAAUAAAUUAUUUUCCAAUUUG